AUGAAGAGUCCAUUGUGGAUGCUGGUGUUUGUGUGUGUGUUUGUUCCCGGCCACGGCGACUGCCCAGGGGACUGCCUGACCUGUCUCGACAUCCUGCCCAGAGAUCAAGCCUUCAACACACUGGUAUGUCUGGUCCAGUGCCAUGGCAACAUCUCCCCCGGCCACAGCUGGGACGCCUGCCGCAGGGCCAUGGACAAGCCCUUGUACUCCCACUCCCACUCCACAGGGGGCGCCGCUGUUGGGGAGAUGCAGGUGGACGUGCCCGCUCUGCUGCCCCUGGAGCAGGCUGGUGAAGCGGCAGGAGGGGGACUUCUCUACUCCGCCGGAGCCCUGCAGAGGUUCGACCACGUGGCCCGGGCCCUGGGUCUGGGGCUGGGGGAGCAGCAGUUGGGGGGACCCCUAGGGGCCAGCAGGGGCACCCGGCUGAGCAGCAGGUCCGACACGGGGCUAGGAGAGGAGGCGCAACAGGCAGAUGAGGAGGAGGACGAGGUGGCGCAGCAGCAGGCUAUCAACUUGACCAAGCGCUUCGGUGGCUUCUUGAAGGGCAAGUACGGCUACAAGAAGCUGGUGAACCCCUCCCAGGGCAGGUCCUACCAGAAGCGCUACGGCGGCUUCAUCGGCGUGCGCAAGUCCGCCCGGAAGUGGAACAACCAGAAACGUUUCACGGAGUUCCUGAAGCAGUAUCUGGGCAUGAGCACGCGGGCCGCCGAGUACAAGAGCGUCUCCACCGAUCUCAACCAGCAAAACGAGGUGUAA
Messenger RNA from Engraulis encrasicolus (European anchovy), 756 nucleotides. RefSeq names its product prepronociceptin a (gene pnoca). The record is from RefSeq and is a predicted model, not a curated record. Gene Ontology annotation, cellular component: plasma membrane; dendrite; axon terminus. The transcript has 3 exons. The coding region runs from base 1 to 756 and encodes 251 amino acids. Gene Ontology annotation, molecular function: opioid receptor binding. NCBI's taxonomy places the organism in Eukaryota, Metazoa, Chordata, Actinopteri, Clupeiformes, Engraulidae. Gene Ontology annotation, biological process: chemical synaptic transmission; sensory perception; neuropeptide signaling pathway.